AUGGCUUCGAAAUGGAUUAUCGCUCUCCUAAUAGGAAAUACUGCAGCACAGUACUUCCCACCUACACCGGAGGGUUUGAAGAUUGUUGAUUCGAAGCACCACAAGGGGGUGAAGAUCUCAUACAAACAGCCGGGAAUUUGCGAAACAACCCCCGGGGUAAGAUCGUACUCGGGAUAUGUGCACUUGCCUCCAGGCUCCCUGGACGACGUGAAUGUCGACCAAGACUACCCGAUCAAUACGUUCUUUUGGUUCUUCGAGGCUCGUCACAACCCGAAGAAUGCCCCACUCUCGAUCUGGAUGAACGGAGGGCCAGGUAGUUCGUCCAUGAUCGGUCUUAUGCAGGAGAAUGGCCCCUGCAUAGUGAAUGAGGAUUCUAAUUCUACCGAACUGAAUCCCUGGUCGUGGAACAAUUAUGUCAACAUGCUGUACAUUGAUCAGCCGAACCAGGUCGGUUUCAGCUACGACGUCCCCACCAACGGCACCUUUGAUCAGGUCUCUGGGGCCUGGAAUUUCUCCCAGUGGACCCACGGGGUGCCCACCCAGAACAACACUUUUUAUGUCGGCACGACAGCCAGCCAGAAGGCGUCUGCUUCUGCGAACAGUACUCAAAACUCCGCGCGAUCCCUGUGGCAUUUCGCUCAGACGUGGUUCACGGAGUUCCCCCAUUAUAAGCCGCAUGAUGAUCGCGUGAGCAUCUGGACUGAAUCUUAUGGCGGUCGCUACGGCCCAUCUUUCACGGCCUUCUUCCAAGAACAGAACGAGAAGAUCCAGAAUGGCAGCAUUGAUGCCCCGGAAGAUUCGCAUUAUAUUCACCUCGACACCUUAGGCAUCAUUAACGGCUGCAUUGAUCUGCUGGUCCAGGAGCCGACUUACCCCGUGAUGGCAUACAACAAUACUUACGGUAUUGAGACCAUCAACAAAACAGUUUAUGACAAUGCCAUGGAAACAUGGAGUCGUCCCGGUGGUUGCAAAGAUCUGAUUCUCGAAUGUCGCGCCCUGGCCGCAGAAGGCGAUCCCCAAAUGUACGGACACAACGCGACCGUCAACAAGGCAUGCCAAAAGGCCGACCAACUCUGCUCCAACAACGUCGAGGGCGCAUACGUGGAGUUCGCUGAUCGCGGUUACUACGACAUAACCCACAAGAACCCUGAUCCAUUCCCACCAUCAUACUUCCUGGGCUGGUUGAACAAGCACUGGGUGCAAGGUGCUCUCGGUGUUCCUAUCAACUUCACCGAGUCCAGCGACGGCGUCUACAAUGGCUUUUCGUCCGUAGGAGACUAUCCACGAUCCGACGUACACGGCUAUCUAGAAGACCUGGCAUAUGUACUCGAUGCCGGCAUCAAGGUCGCCCUCGUCUAUGGUGACAGCGACUAUGCCUGUAACUGGAUUGGUGGAGAAGAUGUCAGUCUUCUAGUCAAUCAUUCCAGUGCCGAUGCUUUCCGGUCUGCUGGAUAUGCACCUCUCCAUACGAACUCAUCCUAUAUUGGCGGUCAGGUUCGCCAGCAUGGCAACUUCUCCUUCACUCGCGUUUAUAACGCGGGUCAUGAGGUUCCGGCCUACCAGCCCCAAACCGCUUAUGAGAUCUUCUAUCGCUCCCUCUUCAACCGUGAUUUGGCUACCGGCAAGAUUGAUACCGCUCGGAACGCAUCCUAUGAGACACAAGGGCCUGCGUCUACCUGGCAGAUCAAGAACAAGGCAGAUGAGAGCCCGGAUCCCGUUUGCUAUAUUCUUGCACUUGGGGCAACUUGCACUGAUGAUCAGAUUGCAAGUGUGCUAAAUGGCACUGCGGUCAUUCAGGAUUACAUUGUUGUAGAUGGAAAGUCGGAGUAG
Penicillium salamii is the source of this 1830-nucleotide messenger RNA. The record is from the annotation of a GenBank genome assembly. NCBI's taxonomy places the organism in Eukaryota, Fungi, Ascomycota, Eurotiomycetes, Eurotiales, Aspergillaceae.